CCGUACUGGAGUCGUGUGUCCUUCCGCGUCUAACAAAGGAGAUCGCCGUUAUUGCUUUUAUCAACGUAUUGCGUUUACUUGAUUUUCACAUCUCAAUUUAUUCCAAUGCAUUUAUAUGUGUGUUAGCUGAAUGUAUAGUGGGCUUUAGCAUCAGUGGGACAUUCUAGAUCUAUUUAUUCACAGCGGUAGGAUAUUUUGUGAAACUGCCUGGUCUACCUUCUUUUUUCCUCUGUUGGAAGCCAUGAUGGAAGUUUGAGAGUUCAGCUGGGAGAGAAUCGCGAAAAGAAAAUGAUUCCCUCGGACGAAACCAUUAAAUACCAUCCCUCUGAAUAAUCACCGGUAUACACUUUAUUUAAAUUUACGGUGGAGCCUGUCACUUCCUCUGUUUAUUUGUUCAAUCUAAGGACUACGAUGAUCCGUCGCUAGGAGGAUUUUGGGGAAGAAAGGGGCUGCUAGCUAGCCAUUGUUGCUAGCUAGAAAUGCUAGCCAGCUAGCUAGCUACGUCGUGAGUUGCCUGGGAAAGGGUUGUCUGAAUUUAUACGUUAGCAGCAAUGGAGAGGGUUCUCUCCUCUCGGUGGACCUAAUCACGGCGGCUGUAGCGGACUCAAAGACUUUGGCCGUGUCUAAUGCGUUCCGAUCCGGGUUCUCGAUUUUUGGAUAUCUUCUCACUUGGUGGGUUGCACGACAAAUUCCAGGAUUGGGAAAGUCGGGCCUGCUGUGGUGGAACCGAGCAAGGCCCGUCUUUAUGAUCCAGAGGCCAUUCUAAUCCUAUUCACAACGACAACCACUGUGCUAGCCUGCUAGCCCUGUCACCGCAAAGGAAGGAGCUGCAAAACCAGGAGAAGCAAGGGUGAUCGUGGGACAAAGCCAUUGCAGAGGAAGCAAAUAUACAUUGACAUAACUGAUAGAAGCUUAAGGACUUUGCAAUGGCUGCAAUAAUCAAGGAAAUUGUAAGUCGAAACAAACGAAGGUAUCAAGAGGAUGGAUUCGAUUUGGACUUGACAUACAUAUAUCCGAAUAUCAUCGCCAUGGGUUUUCCAGCAGAAAGGUUGGAGGGAGUCUACAGAAAUAAUAUAGAUGAUGUAGUCAGGUUUUUGGAUUCAAAACACAAAAACCAUUACAAAAUAUAUAAUCUAUGUGCAGAACGACACUAUGAUACUGCCAAAUUCAACUGCAGAGUUGCACAAUACCCCUUCGAAGACCACAACCCCCCUCAGCUGGAGUUGAUCAAGCCGUUCUGUGAGGACCUUGACCAGUGGUUGAGUGAGGAUGACAAUCAUGUGGCCGCCAUCCACUGCAAGGCAGGCAAAGGUCGCACGGGGGUCAUGAUCUGUGCCUAUCUGCUGCAUCGCAGGAAGUUCCAGGAGGCCCAGGAAGCCCUGGACUUCUACGGAGAAGUCAGGACCAGGGACAAAAAGGGGGUCACCAUCCCUAGCCAGCGGCGCUACGUAUACUAUUACAGCUACCUGCUCAAGAAACAGCUGGAGUACCGGCCCGUCGCCUUACUCUUUCACAAGAUGGUGUUCGAAACUGUGCCCAUGUUUGGUGGAGGAACCAGCAGGGACAGUACAGUAAAAAACAGGAGCGAACCCAACUCCCAGGGCUUCAAGAAAGGGAGCUGGCACUGGGACCCUCAGUUUGUCGUGUACCAGUUAAAGGUUAAAAUACACACUUCCAACCCGGCCCACACCCGACGGGAGGAGAAGCACAUGUUCUUCGAGUUCCCACAGCCUCUGCCUGUGUGUGGCGACAUCAAGGUGGAAUUCUUCCACAAGCAAAACAAAAUGAUGAAAAAGGACAAAAUGUUUCACUUUUGGGUAAACACCUUCUUCAUUCCGGGACCGGAGGAGAGCGAGGAGCGUGUGGAGAACGGGUCAGUGGUGAACGAUAUCGGGGAGCUUCCGGCACAAACCCUGAGUGCCCCAGUGGACCGAGCCGGAGGCGGAGUGGGUGCGGCCGAUGGAGACCGGGACUACCUGAUCUUGUCCCUCUCCAAGAACGACUUGGACAAAGCCAAUAAAGAUAAAGCCAACAGAUAUUUCUCACCAAACUUUAAGGUGAAGUUGUAUUUCACAAGGACAGCGGAGGAGCCCUCAAACUCCGAGGCCAGCACGUCCACCUCUGUCACCCCGGACGUGAGCGACAACGAGCCGGAUCACUACCGGUAUUCCGACACCACUGACUCGGACCCCGAGAACGAGCCAUUCGACGAGGAGCAGCACACACAGAUCACAAAAGUGUGAACUCAUAACGAAACAAACAAAAAAAAAAAAAAAAAACAAGAAAAAACAACAAGAAGACAAAAUACCCACAACCAGAGAAAAAAAGGAGAAAACUUGAAAACUGAACUGAAGAAAGUACCUUUCAGCCCUCUCCCAAACGGCAAUAGAACAUUUGUGUCGCUUCAAAAGAAAACACGCCAUCAGUUAUAGAAGAAAAAAAAAAACAAA
This is a messenger RNA of Alosa sapidissima (American shad), 2450 nucleotides long. RefSeq names its product phosphatidylinositol 3,4,5-trisphosphate 3-phosphatase and dual-specificity protein phosphatase PTEN-like. The transcript has 10 exons. Lineage: Eukaryota; Metazoa; Chordata; Actinopteri; Clupeiformes; Clupeidae. Bases 927 to 2243 code for a protein of 438 amino acids. Gene Ontology annotation, cellular component: cytosol; nucleus; cell projection. Gene Ontology annotation, biological process: negative regulation of cell population proliferation; protein dephosphorylation; phosphatidylinositol dephosphorylation. Gene Ontology annotation, molecular function: inositol-1,3,4,5-tetrakisphosphate 3-phosphatase activity; phosphatidylinositol-3,4,5-trisphosphate 3-phosphatase activity; protein tyrosine phosphatase activity. The record is from RefSeq and is a predicted model, not a curated record.